CUACGUUGACAGCCAUAACCCUUCAUCCAAUCCGCGGGGACAGGACCGUCACUUUCUUCCCAGCUCUUGAGCGCCCGGCGAUGCCGUGCUGAGCAGCUGUGAGCAUCGUGAAGGACACACGGACGGACGCAGCCGCCCGCUACGGAAGGAAAACCGGGAAGUCCUGCUAAUGUUCCAUCAGCUGAGCGUCCAGCUGUGACCCCACCAGGUGGUUCUCACUACAACAUCAUGCUGCACCUCACCUUGCUCCUCCAUCUCCUGGUCCUUUCACACUGCCGUGCAGGUGCAUCAGUCCAUGGAGAGGCACCUGACUUUUAUGGAGCAGAUGAAGCCACAGGUUACGGGCCAGUGUUUGAGGAGCAGCCGGUGGAUACCAUCUACCCCGAGGAGUCGCCUGAGGCAAAAAUUACCAUGAGCUGCCGGGCCAGAGCCAAUCCACCUGCCACAUACAAGUGGAUGAUGGGCGACACAGAAAUUGAUGUGUAUGAAGAAGACGGUCACUACAGUUUAGCAGGAGGCAACUUGGUCAUCAGCAACCCCAGGAGAGAAGAACAUGUGGGAAAAUACUCGUGCUUGGCUACCAAUGUCUAUGGCUCAGUCCUCAGCCGAGAAGCCUCCGUCCAGUUCGGAUACCUCGAUCUUUUCUCAUUGGAGGAGAGGUCUUCAGUUUAUGUCAAAGAGGGACAGGGGGUUGUUCUGCUUUGCGCUCCACCUCCACAUUAUCCAGCUGAGUUGUCAUUCCGAUGGAUCCUCAACGAAUUCCCCACUUUCAUCCCGAUGGACAAGCGGCGUUUUGUCUCCCAGAUAACUGGCAACCUCUACAUCUCCAAGGCGGACUCCUCAGACAAAGGCAACUACUCCUGCAUCGCAUCCAGCCCAUCGAUUUCAAAGAGUGUUUUCUCCAACUACAUCCCCCUUGAGCCCCUGGCUGAACGUCCCAUUAGGAAAUAUCCUGCUGACCUCAAAGUCAAGUUCCCAGACACCACUGCUUUGGUGGGGCAGAAUAUCACCUUGGAAUGCUUCGCUUUGGGGAACCCUGUCCCUGAGAUUCGGUGGAAGAAGAUAGAUGGUCCUCUGCCAGUUUAUCAUGAAGUGCGGUUGGCUGGAACCCAGCUGCAAAUGUAUAAUGUGCAGUUUGAGGACAGUGGCAUCUAUAGGUGUGAGGCCAUGAACUCAAAAGGAAAGGACUUCCACAAUGCACGUGUGACGGUGGAAGCUUUUCCUGAGUGGGUGGAGCACAUCAGCAGCACAGAGAAACAACUCGGCAGUGACUUCACUAUGUCAUGCACAGCAAGCGGCAAACCAAAACCGACCAUCCGGUGGCUGAAAAAUGGAGUACCGAUUGACUCAAAAGAGGUGAAGUUCAGCAGUCUGACACUGGAAAAUUCAGGCAUGUACCAGUGCAUAGCAGAGAACCAACAUGGGGUAAUUUAUGCCAAUGCAGAGCUGCGUGUGUUUGAUUGCGCUCCUACUUUUGAACACAACCCAGUGAAGGGAGUCCUGGCGCCUAAAAAUGGACGGGUGGUGAUUGAAUGUCGACCCAAGGCCGCCCCAAAGCCCGCCUUCUCGUGGAGCAAAGACACUGAGCUGCUGUCCAACUCCACCAGGGUCUUCAUCUGGGAGGAUGGAAGCCUAGAGAUUCUCAAUGUGACGCAAGCAGAUGAAGGCAUGUACACCUGCUUCGUGGAGAAUGACCGGGGCAAGGCCAACAGCACAGGCUCUCUGGUGGUAACAGAGUCCACAAAGAUCACCUUGGCUCCAUCCAAUGCUGACGUUAAAGUGGGAGAAGACACCUGGAUGCAGUGCGCUGCAUCACAUGACCCCUCUCUGGACAUCACCUUCAUCUGGUCCCUGGACGGCCGAGUCAUUGACCUCCACAAGGACAGCCAACAUUACGAACGAACCCCGAACGGAAGCUCAAACGGCGAGCUGCGGAUUAAGAACGCUCAGCUGAAACAUGCUGGACGCUACACCUGCACCGCGCAAACCCCAGUGGACAACGUUACUGCCUCUGCCCACCUGGUUGUCAGGGGUCCUCCUGGUGCUCCGUUUUUGGUGCAAAUGGAAAAAACCACUGAGAAGAGUGUUACGUUGCAGUGGAUCCGCGGCGCAGACAACCACAGCCCUAUCUCCAAAUAUAUCAUCCAGUACAGGGACCAGUUCUCAAAGGAUACCUGGAAGAAUGCCAUCACAUCUCCGGCUGAAAUAGAGGGGAAUGCAGAGACAGCCACGGUGGUGGAUUUGUUCCCCUGGACAGAGUAUGAGUUCAGGGUCACUGCUGCCAACACUCUGGGAACAGGACAGCCGAGCAGCCCAUCACCUGUAAUCAAAACCCUGGAAUCACUUCCUGUGGUGGCGCCCUCGGAUGUCGGCGGGGGUGGAGGGGAUAGCAGAGAACUGACCAUCACGUGGACGCCUGUACAGCCACAAUACUACUAUGGGCCGAACUUUGGCUACAUUUUGGCCUUCAAACCCAAAGGCAAAAACGACUGGGAAAGAGUGGUGGUGGCUGAUCCCCAGGCCGAGCGCUAUGUCCACAAAGAUCCCAACAUUGCCCCUAUGACGGAGUUUCAAGUCAAAAUUAAACCCUUCAACAGCGAAGGAGAAGGGCCGUACAGCCGACCAGCCAUCAUUUAUUCCGCACAGGACAUUCCAACUACAGCUCCUACAAUUGUUGCCUGCAGAGCUCUGUCUGCCACAGUGGCCACCGUGCUGUGGGAGCCCCUCUCUGACGUUGACGGAUACCAGGUGAGUUACUGGAGAAGUCACAAAGACGGUGAACUGGAGCCACAAAAGGCUGUGGUGCCCGGAAGGGAAAACCACACCAAACUGGAGGGCUUGAAGCCCAACUCGCACUACUUCAUUGAAGUUCGAGGCUUCAACUCCGCUGGAUACGGGCCACCCAGCAAGCCCUUUCAGAUCCACACCAAGAAACCCCCUCCAAGUCGACCCCCACAGAUAAUAAGUAAAAAGUUAAAAGGAAAGUCAAUAAAUAUUGCCUGGAAGCAAGUGGAACCGCUGGCUAACGAGUCAUCAAUAGAUGGGUACAGAGUGCUGUACAGGCAGCAGGGUUACUCCACGGGCACACUGUAUACAACCAACAAGCGGUACAUAGAGCUUCAACUGCCUACAAACGGGACCUAUGUGGUGGAGGUCCGGGCACACACAGAAGGAGGAGAUGGGGCUAUGGCACAAAUUGAACUCACAGUUGGAGCUGCCAUGACCAUCCAGAGUCUCAGCAUCCUCUCCCUGCUCCUGGUGGCUCUCCUCUGCCUGAACCUCUGAAUGUGCUUACGGCGGACACCAAUAAGAACUUCUGGGGCUCUCUCCGUGAUCUUUUGGUUCGGGAUGCCACGUUCCAGCUCUUUCCCCUUUGGAAUAUGUUUGUGGAAACAGACACAGAAAAGGAACAAUUGGAAAUGGACGGAAGACAUUCCUUAUUUAUCCACAACAGGCCUCUUUGGAAGAGUGUCGAAGGAGUCCUGUCAACUUUUUAAAUAUGCCUUACAUAAAUGACUGCACUUAUCUUUCACAGUAACCUGUCUUAAAAGUGUAAACCCUACACUUAGCGUAGUUCGGCUGUUCAGCCCUUUUAAAUAAUGAAUCCGACCUUUCUGGUACAAAGAUGCUGUUUGUUCCGAACCGUAGGCUUCAUUUGAUCCUCAACGCUCUCUGAAAUCCUACAAUCCUACAGUGCAUUCCAUAGUGUAAGGUAAACAAACAGCUGUGAAGGCUAAGUGUAUGAGUUUAUAAUAACAGUCUUCAUGUCUUUCUUUACAUGCAGUUCAGUGGCAUUUUUUAACUAAACAUACCUUCUGUUACCGAUACAGUCAAAGCAAACCUCUUCAUACAUGAUUUUACAACAAGCAGAAAGAAAAGAGCCAUUCCUGUCAUGCUGGAAUAAUUAUUCAGUGUUGUAUUCAUUCAAUGUAUAUUUGUUUUCCUAUCUAAUCUACAGUUGAUGCUAUUUGAAGAAAAGCAGAUUGGUUUAACCUGCAAUCGGAUUCCAAACUCUAUUAACACCAGUUUCAAAUUUUGUGCAUGCUUACAUGAAAGAAAAGUUUGACAAGUUUUGCGGAUUUGGACUCAAACCUGAAUGUAAAGCGAACCAUAGCAGGAUCUGAACAUUACAUCAAACUUGCGGUUUCAUAUGCAACACUGCAGCCGACCAUGUGCAACAGCGGUCACUUUGACCGCUUUGCCACCUUUGAUUAUAGUUGUUCAACGGUGACAUUUUCUGUUGAGAGUGAAAACUUCAUGAGAGUGAGCUAAACAACUUUGUUUUGACUGUAUCACUAGGACCUCAGUGGUACCAGCGGGUGCUUUGUAAAGAAUGUUAGCAUUUUAUUUAACGUCUCUCUGGUUUCUGGCGACGUUCGUGGCCUCCAGUAACUGUGCUCCGUCUAAUUCAUCUGUGGCUACUUAAUCAUUCCUAGCUCCUGUAACAGUAAUUUAGAAUAUCUCAUUUUUCAUUACAAACAAAAGGUAAGCGAAGCCAUCCAUGUGAGCGGUAAGAGCCCAUCCAAAGCUCAUGUUGUUUCAAAUGCAUUAUUUUUGUCUUUUUAUUAAGAUGUAAUCAUGAUCAGAGAUAUAUAAACAUUAUUAACUGUUGUCCUUUUUGAUUAUUAUAUUUGUAUGUCUUGACCCACCUGUGGCUGGACAUUUUUAAAAGUUUAUUUCAUUCGAAUGGAGGAGCAAACGCUGCGUCUAGAGCUCCUUCAUUUCUCGUGUGACUGGUGCCGGUCAUGCUUUUACAUUGUGACAAUAUCAAUGUCCACCACAAAGUGCUUUUCCCAGUUUUCUCUUCAUGCCACAAAUAAGUAAUACAAAAAAAGAAAAUAAAUAAAUAAUAAUAAAAAAAAAGAAUUGCCAAAUGCAUGAACGCCUUGACCUUGGACAUUUUGGGCAAAGCGGUGGCUCAACUAUAUCAUGCAUGAGAUUGGAGACAAAGGCGUGCAUUACAUUAAAAACGAGUCAACAUCAUAGCAACUUCUCGGCCUCUCAGCUUCAUGUGUACUACAUUCCACUUAUGAGUGACAUCCCUUUACGUCAGAGACGGCAUAGAUCUUAGCCUAAUAUCUGCGUUAGCUGCUAAGCUUCAUAGAGCCAGUCAUCUUGUGUGAGGUCUUUGGGAGAGGAUUUUUAUUUUAUUUUUUUUUAGAGAGAGAGUUAAAUCUUGCACUGACUAAAGGAAUCUCACUCAUUCGAGUUCAAAAACGGUCAGGCAGUCUCGCGCACACGAUGGUGGAUGGAUUUGACGGCAUGGCUGGUGGCAGUGGCAGCGUGUUCUUGGCUGUCUGCUGGAGUUCGGUUAUUCACAAAUGGCAUAUAUGAGGGAUGAAACGAAAACCUCUCGUUGGCUGGACAAAGAACAAUAAAAGUGUAGUUAACUAUUAA
Messenger RNA from Mugil cephalus (flathead mullet), 5397 nucleotides. RefSeq names its product contactin 1a (gene cntn1a). The record is from RefSeq and is a predicted model, not a curated record. Gene Ontology annotation, biological process: cell-cell adhesion; brain development. The coding region runs from base 229 to 3285 and encodes 1018 amino acids. The transcript has 24 exons. Gene Ontology annotation, molecular function: cell-cell adhesion mediator activity. NCBI's taxonomy places the organism in Eukaryota, Metazoa, Chordata, Actinopteri, Mugiliformes, Mugilidae.